CGGCUAGACGGUGCCCACGCUUCGGCUUCGGGGGAACAGCGCAGUGCAUGCUGGGGCCUCCUCGCUUUGGGAAAGCGCGGGACUGAUAAAAGUACGGGUCCCGAGAGGUUGUUUGGAGUCUGGGUGUAAAAGCGUGGUGGCAUCUCAGAUAAGAACAGAUCACACUUUUAAGCUUUACAGACUAAAGAAAAGUAAGAGGGGCGAAGUCUAAAAAAUGAAACCGCUUCUGACCAUCUGCUGGCUGCUUAGAUGUUCAAACAGAUUCUCUGUAAAACCAAGCCCUCCUGUGAGUUUCUCCACUUCCUCUUAUGUGUGUGGCAAGAAGAAAAAAAACUCUUACGAAACAGUAGACCAAGUGAAGUACUCUCGUUUAGUACGCUCUGUCUUGUCCAGAGGCCCGGUCCAGACUCCAGAGUCACUGUUCAAGGAAGAUGAUGUGCUCUAUGGUCCUGUGAGUAAGUGUAAGGUUCCAGAGCAAGAGCCGCAGGCCAGAGCUCCACGACACUGGUUUCCUAUCUUCAAUGAAGAGAGAGCCAUGAAACCACACACAGGCGGUUCUUCAAGUCCUUUGAAGAUCCCUUUGCAAAGAAACAUGAUACCCAGUGUGACCCGCAUCCUUCAGCAGACCAUGCCACCUGAGCAGAGUUUCUUUUUGGAGAGGUGGAAACAGCGGAUGGUUCUGGAGCUGGGAGAAGAUGGAUUUGCACAGUAUACUUCAAAUGUGUUUUUACAAGGCAGACAGUUCCAUGAAGCCUUGGAAAGCAUACUUUCACCCCAGGAGAACUUAAAAGGGGGAGAAGAGCACCCCCAGCAUGGCUACAUCAAAAGCAUCCAGCAUAUUCUGAAAGAUAUCAGUGGUGUGCAAGCUCUGGAGAGUGCUGUCCAGCAUGAGGCCUUGAAGUACGCAGGGCUCCUGGACUGCGUGGCUGAGUACCAGGGCAAGCUGUGUGUGAUCGAUUGGAAGACAUCAGAAAAACCAAAACCUUUUAUUCAAAAUACAUACGACAAUCCACUACAAGUCGUGGCGUACAUGGGUGCCGUAAACCACGAUGCCCACUACAGUUUUCAGGUUCAGUGUGGAUUAAUUGUGGUGGCCUAUAAGGAUGGGUCCCCUGCCCACCCUCACUUCAUGGAUGAAGAGCUCUGUUCUAAGUAUUGGGUCAAGUGGCUUCUUCGACUAGAAGAAUAUACAGAAAAGCAAAAGAACCAGAGCAUUCCAAAGCCAGCGUAGAGGCCAGGGCAUUACUUGGAAAUGCUGAGCAGAUCCCUCUGUUUGGGAGAUGCACUGCUGUCCACUGAGUUUUUAAAGAGGAGUGCCGAGAAUCUGAGGGCUACAUUAACCCAAGCUGGAGGUGUAGUGGGUCAGAAUAUAUCUACUGAGAAGCCAGAGAGUCUGGAGGUCAGCCCUUGACUCACCAGCUGCACGACCUCUGACUGUUUCUCACCUGAGAGGAGGACACUUGGAUUGGCAGCUGCCUGGGGAUUUCUGGACUUUCUUGCAAACCUUUGUGUCCCUGGCAGGAUGCCCAGUCUUUGAAUUGAGAUCAGAAGGCCAAUUGAAGCAUCAUGUGCCACACAUGUCCCUAGGGUUCUCAGGGAUGGGAGGGUCCCUGCACCCCUAGGGUGUACAGAGGGAGAACAAGCACAUCUGGUGUCAUCACUGCACAGUUUCCUAGAAGGUGUUUUAUACCCUGGGACUCUGUGUCAUUAGGGGAAACUUCUUAAAUUCAUUCAUAUUGAAUAGUUGGCCUGGCUGCCUGGAGAGCUGGGGUGCUCACCUCGUCAUUGGCUGGAUUCUUUUCCUUACCAGAGAAGCCCCAGCAGGAGGAAGCAUGAGUGUGGAAGUCACCAUCAUUAGGGUUUGGGUAUCUGUUGCUGGUGUCAGUUAGCAGGCCAUGGACUAUAACAAAUACUGUUGUGGGACUUUUUUAACUAGGGGGAACAAUGAUAGAACCUUUCUGUGUUUGAUAGGUAAUAAAAACCAUUGGCUGUUCUUGGAUUUGGGAGAGGGUUUUCUAUUUUAUA
Messenger RNA from Arvicanthis niloticus (Nile rat), 2025 nucleotides. It is a transcript of the gene Mgme1, whose product is annotated as mitochondrial genome maintenance exonuclease 1. Gene Ontology annotation, molecular function: single-stranded DNA exodeoxyribonuclease activity. NCBI's taxonomy places the organism in Eukaryota, Metazoa, Chordata, Mammalia, Rodentia, Muridae. The record is from RefSeq and is a predicted model, not a curated record. Gene Ontology annotation, biological process: mitochondrial DNA replication. Gene Ontology annotation, cellular component: mitochondrion.